AUGAAAGCUUUGGACGAUCUUCACUUUACUUCCUCUUCACAAUGUCACAUGGACGUUCUGACGAGAGUGCCUCGAAGGCCGUCAGUACUGUCAGAGGUCUGCCGAGCAUGUUUGUGUAUCGACGUCGCCCGCGGACCGGUCAGUCAGCCGCCGGCUGCUAGCAGAUGGCGACAGCAACUCCUCAAUGGCGUAAUACAGCAAAGGUACUAUCAGUCGAGUGAAAGGCUAGCAAAUUCACGACCACCGCAAUUGCGCGCACGUCCAUUGGGAGACUUCUAUUCGGAUCUUCUAGCAGUCCCCAUACCGAAGGACUCGACAGCUCAUUCAGAUCUGCCCACCUUCGUCCAAUCAGGCGAUGAAACCAAGGAAGCACGAGCAGCAAAGCUAUUUGGCAACAUUCGAGGAUCAGGCUACGAGAGGAAACUGCCAAAGCAAGCGGACUCGGUAUGGAAGACCAUCAACGGAGUGCCGAUUCCUCCACGCCCUGAAGAACCGGAGAACUGCUGCAUGAGUGGGUGUAUGCAUUGCGUCUGGGAUGACUAUCGGGACGACAUCGAGGAAUGGGCAGUUCGUCUACGCGAGGCACAGGCGAAAGGAGCGGGCCACAGCCAACUGAGUACACCGAAGAUUGAUCUCCACCGACCUGAGGUUGUCAAUGCAUCUGUAAGCAUGGACGAUGAUGGUGGUGGAAGCGAGGCUCUGUGGGAUGCACCGAGUGUUGCAGGUGGCGAGGAUGCAGAAGAGCUGUUCGCUGGGAUACCCGUUGGCAUUCGCGAAUUUAUGGCUACAGAAAAGCGUCUGAGGGAACGGAAGAAAGCCCGAAAGGCGAAAUCGUGA
Cyphellophora attinorum is the source of this 837-nucleotide messenger RNA. RefSeq lists its product as uncharacterized. Gene Ontology annotation, cellular component: mitochondrion. The coding region runs from base 1 to 837 and encodes 278 amino acids. The transcript has a single exon. The record is from RefSeq and is a predicted model, not a curated record. NCBI's taxonomy places the organism in Eukaryota, Fungi, Ascomycota, Eurotiomycetes, Chaetothyriales, Cyphellophoraceae.